UAGAAUUCCUGCAACUAGUCUAGACAUUCAAAAUCAUCCAUCUAUUAUUUGUUUCAAUCAUCGUGCUGGUAUCCUUACCUCCGGAGUGCUUAGAAAAGAUCUUCAGCGCUGUUUGAUCAGAGAGACGCCUAACGUCCAGAUCCCCUCACCACUUCCCCGCUUCCUCACCCAAACAACGUCAUCAACCAAAAACAAUCAACAAUGGAAGAAGACAUCCUGAUUGUCGGUGCCGGCAUUUUUGGCGUCAGCACAGCAUACCAUCUCGCUCUCAACGCCCCCAAUCCCGCCCGCAUCACUCUUCUCGACCGCGCCGACCCUCCAUCAUCCACCGCAGCAUCCACCGACAUCAACAAGAUCAUCCGAGCAGAUUACUCCAACCCCCUAUACAUGGACCUAGGAUUCGAAGCCAUCUCAGCUUGGCAAAACCUCCCCUUCUUUUGCGACGCCGGAGUCUACCACCAAAGCGGAUGGAUAGCCAUGGACGAGAAAGAUAGCGACGUGCCGACGCGCAUAAGGGAGAAUUUCCGCAACAGUGGGCGGGAAGACGGCAUCGAGGAUCUGACGGAAGAGGAAGUCAGGCGGCGAUGGAGCGUGCUAGGCAGGACGGAUUUUACGUCGUUUGGGUCAUUCUACUAUAAUCCCUCGGCGGGGUGGGUUGAUGCUGGAAUGGCCUUGCAGGUUAUGACGAGGGAGGCUAUUAACCUGGGGGUCGAUUAUCAGGUUGGGGAGGCGAAGAGGAUAGUGUUGGGGAAUGGGAGGGUUGAGGGGGUCCAGACUGAGUCCGGUCGUGUCUACAAGGCUGACAAGGUUCUUCUGGCGACCGGAGCCUGGACGAGUCAAUUGAUGUCUUCGGUGGAAGAUGAACUGGGUCUGGCCGAAGCUGAAAGAGUGGAAAGUCAGGUCUCUGCUACUGGGGUCUCGGUUGCUCAUUUUCAACUGUCAGAGUCGGAAAAGGAAGUGUAUAAUCAGCUUCCUGUGUUUGUUUACGGAGGAUUGGGCGAGGUGAUUCCACCGACCGAGUCGGGAAUUCUCAAAUUUACUUUCUCGACCUCAUUCAAAAACACCAUUCAAACCCCAUCUGGUCACAGAAUCUCCGUCCCGUCAUCCAAAAGUCAAUGGGAAGUUCCGAAGAAUCUCCAGGAAGACUCAAUGCCGCAGAUUCGUGCGCGACUCCCGCAGCUCGUGGAGAAUGGCCGACGACCAGAUUUCUACCGGAUUUGCUGGGACUCGAUUUCUUCGGACCAACAUCCUCGUAUCAUAAGACACCCUGAUCCAAAUCUGGCAAAUCUGUAUCUUGCGGUUGGUGGUUCAUUCCACAGCUACAAAUUCUUGCCUACGAUUGGAACGUAUGUUGCGAACGUGCUGAAUGGGACCGGCAAUGGGCUGCAGAAAGACGAGGCAUGGGCGUGGAAACAAUCCCACGCAUCCGAGAGGGGAGUACAUGAGUCGCUUGUUCCAAAGAACGAGCUCGCGGAUUUUGCAUGA
Molecule: messenger RNA, 1485 nt
Organism: Aspergillus melleus
Lineage: Eukaryota; Fungi; Ascomycota; Eurotiomycetes; Eurotiales; Aspergillaceae
Product: NAD(P)/FAD-dependent oxidoreductase
Exons: 2
Coding region: 202-1485 (427 amino acids)
Molecular function (GO): sarcosine oxidase activity; flavin adenine dinucleotide binding; saccharopine oxidase activity
Source: RefSeq, a predicted model, not a curated record